Lolium rigidum is the source of this 577-nucleotide messenger RNA. RefSeq names its product flowering-promoting factor 1-like protein 5. The transcript has a single exon. The record is from RefSeq and is a predicted model, not a curated record. Gene Ontology annotation, biological process: regulation of flower development. Bases 70 to 414 code for a protein of 114 amino acids. Lineage: Eukaryota; Viridiplantae; Streptophyta; Magnoliopsida; Poales; Poaceae.
AUCGCUCGAUAUAUCCAUCGAGCAAUUAACUAAGCUAAGGAAAGCUAGAAAUUCAGUAGUAAGACUAAGAUGUCGGCAGGAGGGGUGUGGGUGUUCAAGAACGGGACGAUGGAGCUGGAUCAUGAGGCGGGGACGACCAAGAAGGCACUGGUGUACGUGCCGGCGAACGAGACGAUAAGGACGCUGGAGAUGCUGGAGCGACGGCUGGGCUCGCUGGGGUGGGAGCGCUACUACGAGGACCUCGCCGUCGUGCAGCUCCACAAGCGCGACGGCAGCAUCGACCUCAUCUCCGUCCCCCGCGACUUCUCCAGGCUCCGCUCCACCCACAUGUACGACAUCGUCGUCAAAAACCGCGGCCAAUUCAAGGUCGUCGACGUGCAGGCAUCUGGCUCGACAUCUUCAUCGACCAAUUAAUCAUUCCCCAGCCGCCCUGCCAGAUACCGCCGGCACUAGCCAUACGUAAAUGGCUUCAAGCCACGUACAUAUAGAUAGACGUACGUACGUCAUAUUAUAUAUAUAGUACAAAUAAUGUGUGAUGUAACCGUGUUUACAUAUAUAUAUGGGAAUGAAGCAACUC